This is a messenger RNA of Brettanomyces bruxellensis, 5775 nucleotides long. RefSeq lists its product as uncharacterized. The coding region runs from base 1 to 5775 and encodes 1924 amino acids. The record is from RefSeq and is a predicted model, not a curated record. Lineage: Eukaryota; Fungi; Ascomycota; Pichiomycetes; Pichiales; Pichiaceae. The transcript has a single exon. Gene Ontology annotation, molecular function: TBP-class protein binding; ATP-dependent chromatin remodeler activity; ATP binding.
AUGUCGCGUUUAGAUCGCCUCGUUACUCUUAUCGAGACGGGAUCAACCCCUUUUAUACGAAACACUGCAGCAGAUCAACUUAGCAGUUUAGCUAAGCAACAUCCUGAAGAUAUUCUUAAUCUUCUUUCUAGGGUUUAUCCAUUUCUUUUAAACAAAAAAUGGGAGACGCGUGUAACUGCAGCAAGAGCUUUGGGUGGAAUAAUUUCGUUUGCUCCUCAAUGGGAUCCGAAUUGCGAUGAUAGCAUGAAUACAAAAUUAGAACAUCAAGAUGAAGGACCCUUUGCAGCCGGGAAGGAGGAGUUAAAUGGGAACGGAGAUGCUGUCCACGUGAAAAAUGAAAUUGAUGAUGAUGCUAUUUUAGACAAGUUACUUAACAAUUUUGAGAAUAGAUUAGUUACAUUGGAUGAUUUUGACUUGUCCGAAAUUCUAAAGUCCCACAUUGUUCUUUUAGCCAGCUCCGGUGCAGAGUACAAUUUAGAUAAUCCUGGUUCUAACUUAAAGAAAAGAAAGACCGAAUUCACAACAAAAUUGGGCUUGGAUGAUAUAAAGAAGAAAUUACAGCAUGUUUCGGAUAUACAAGUUAAGAAGGAGGAUGACUUAGAGAAUAUGUCUAAGUCACCUUCACAAAGUCGAAGUUCAACGUCUUCGAGAGAGUCUUCCAUCUCGCCACUAACACCGGCAAAGCCGCAUAUGUCGGCACGUAUGCGUGCCUUAGCCAAAAGGAGGGCGAGAUUUGCAAAAUCCCAUUCACAUCGUAACGAAAAUGUUGAUUUGACUAGAAGUUCCGUUUCUGAGGAGCUUUCGGAAAGCAAGGAAUUUGAGGUAGUUAGUAAGAAGAAAAAUGAAACUGCUUAUGAUGUGACGACACAGAGCGACGAGAAUAAGCUAUGCAUAGAGAAUAAAGUGAAAACUCCAGCCUUGUUGAAUGAGACAUCAAAAUAUAGCGGGUAUGUUUGGCAGUUUCAGGGAUUGUACGAACUUUUGGUGAAUGAUCUUUUUAACGAGGUUUGGGAAAUUCGUCAUGGAUGUGCAAUGGGGCUAAGAGAGUUGAUCAAAUAUCAGGCCAAGGGGGCCGGCCGUGUUAAAGGAAAAACUAGAAAGGAGAAUGACUAUAGAAAUGAAAAGACUUUAGAGGAUUUAUGCGUUCGUCUGAUAACUUUAUUUGCAUUGGAUAGAUUUGGCGAUUACGUUUCCGAUACUGUAGUUGCCCCUGUCCGUGAGAAUUCCGGUCAAGCGUUAGCUGCAUUAUUACUCCACCUAUCCGACGAAACAGUAUUGAGAACCUUUGAUAUUCUUUUAUCUCUCAUAAAGCAGGAUAUUGCAACGCUCGGAAUUCAAAUACCCUGCUGGCAAGUGAAGCAUGGUGGCAUUUUGGGAUUGAAAUAUUUUGUUAGUGUUCGGACGGAUAUGCUUUUUAAACAUCCAACGAUAAUGGAUAGAACUAUUGAUACUGUACUAUAUUGCUUACGGGAUGAUAGUGAUGAUGAUGUUCAAAGCAUGGCAGCAGCUACACUUAUUCCAAUUACCGCGGAAUUUGUCAAUUUGAAACUAGACAAGGUGUUUGAAGUUUUAGAUGCAAUUUGGAACAAUUUAUCAAGCACGAGGGAUGAUUUAUCUGCUUCCACCGGUUCUAUUAUGGACCUCUUGGCGAAACUAUGUUUGCAUAAGGAAGUUCUUGAAAGGAUGAAGGAACUUGCUGGGCAAAACGAGAAGUAUGACUUCAAAUUUUUGGUGCCAAAGCUCUAUCCGUUCUUCAGACAUUCUAUCAUUAAUGUGCGUAAAUCUGUUUUGAAAACUUUAUUCGCAUUUCUAAGCAUUGAUGACGAUUCCACAAAGGGCUGGAUUAAUGAUAAGGCUUUCAGGUUUGUGUUUCAGAAUAUUCUUAUGGAACAGAAUGACGAUGUUUCGGAGUUAUCUAUGAAAGUAUAUGUGACAAUGUUAAGUGAAGUUGCUAAAGGAUCGCAUGGAUCUAUGGAAGAUAUAUUUAAAGACAACUGGUAUCCUCUACUUAAAUUGAUGACUACACCGUUAGGAAUCGCCCGAUUUAAUUACUCAAUGGAUCCAACGUACAUUCUUCGCCCAAGUGGAAGCACCAUGUCAUCAUCAGAUAUACAACUAACUGGAUUUAACAUUGGCAAACACCAUGGCCAUAAAAGAAAAUUCCCAACACCAAGUGACGACAGUCAAAAGAAAACAUCUUCAGGUAUACCUGACACUGAGUACGAUCUGCAUGUUAAUAUAGAUGCUCCUAUUAUCAAUGGCGAUUUGACUUUGGUUAGUAAAGAGGUAUUACUCCGUACUAGAUUGAUAUGUGCAGAAGCAAUGGGCAAAACUAUAGCUCAUUAUACCUCAGAAGAAGCUUUAGAAGAUGUUUGCAAGCAAAUUACAGUAGACUUGCAGGAUUUCCACUCAACGUCGAGGCUAAUAGCGUCUAUUAUUGUUGAUAAUUACUGCUCUACUUGCAGUGAACUCGGCAAGCAGCCAGCUGAUAUAGCAGUGAAGACAUUUGGUGAUAUAUUUUGGAGUAAGCUAUCUGAUCCAUCUUUAUUACCGUCAUUCAGAGAAUCAGUGCCUACUCUUAAGGGUUUGAGAACUCAAUGCUUACAGCUAUUCGGCGUAUUUAGCGAUGUGGGUAAGGUUUCUAGUUCGAAACUUCCAACACUACCAGUCAUUGUUGAAGGAGAGAAGGAUGCAGGGCCUAAUGCAUUUGGAAUUUCAACUGCAGAGAAGGUCGUAAAUCAAUGGUACAAGAAAAUUUACAAUUCAAUGUCUGCUCUUUAUCGGAUCAGUUCUGUCAAACCAUUGGGUGAUGCCAGACAUAGAAUUAAGAUGGCUAUUUUAGAUGCAAAAUCUUCCGCCGAAUUGGUCAACAUUAGUAUUCUGGCUUCUUAUGCCUCUUGUUACAUCAAACUUUGUGGCUUACCUAAAAAACUUAAUCCCGUUAUCCGGGCAGUAAUGGAUAGUAUCAAACGGGAGGAGUCUCCUCAAUUGCAAGCAAAAAGUGCCGACUUUGCUGCCUAUCUAAUUUCUUUCUUACACGAAAAAGGAAAGCUUGGAGCUUCAGAUAAAAUGACAAAGAAUUUGUGUGCAUUUAUGUGUGUGGAUACCUCUGAAGUUCCUGAAUUUAUUCCGAACAAGGGACUCCGUGAUGCAGUUUUAUCUUUAAAGAAGGAAGAUGCAGAUGAUACUGACUCAGCGCAAUCCACCAUCGUAAGAAAGGAAGUUUAUCAAGCAAAAAUUAAAAGGAGAGGAGGAAUUAUGGCUUUGAAGAGGCUCCUUCGAAAGUAUAAAGCCGACUUGUUCAAUAAGUUGCCUAAGAUCAAGUUAAUGAUGUUGGAUGCUCUGAAGAUUUUCGAAAAAGGUCCAGAUUAUCAACCUACCGAUGAGGAGGGGCAAGCUGCUAUUGACUCAUUAGAGCUUAUUCGAUCUUUGAUCGGUGAAUUAGAUCAAAGUUUAUAUCCAGAGCUUUUUGACAAGGCAGAUUUGAUUUUGGAUGCGUUGCAGUCCAAAUAUUCAGUUUUCCGCUACUCUGCAUCGAAGUGCUUCGGUAGUGUUUGUGCGAUUGCUCCGGGACUGGGAUUCCGGAAGUUGGUUCGGAGUGUUCUACCUUUGCUUAAUAAUGCACUUGAAGUUACCAAUAGACAAGGUGCCAUGGAGGCAGUUUAUCACAUAACAAACCUUAUGGGCGCUUCAAUACUUCCUUAUGUGAUCUUUCUAAUUGUUCCAGUUAUGGGACGAAUGAGUGAUUCCAAUAAUGGAAUAAGGAUGCUAGCUACAAAAUCGUUUGCUUCAAUCAUAAAACUAGUCCCACUUGAAGCCGGUAUACCAGACCCGCCUGAUAUGCCGGAGGAUUUGUUAGAAGGUAGAGAGAAGGAAAGAAAGUUUAUACAACAGAUGAUGGAUCCUACUAAGAUCGAGCCAUUCAAAUUACCAGUUUCAAUUCACGCAACCUUAAGAAAAUAUCAGCAAGAUGGUGUUAGCUGGUUAGCAUUUCUUAACAGGUACCACCUACACGGUAUUCUAUGUGAUGAUAUGGGUCUUGGAAAGACGUUACAAACAAUAUGUAUUGUUGCUAGUGAUCACCACAUACGUGCAGAGAAGUUCAAGGAGACGGGCUCUCCGGAGUUUAAGAGGAUAUCAUCAUUGAUUGUUUGCCCACCCUCCCUUACUGGUCAUUGGGAGCAGGAAUUUGCGAGAUUUGCACCCUUCAUGUCUGUUCUUGUUUAUGCGGGACCUCCAGCUAUUCGAAGCCAACUCAGGGCAGGAAUGUCAAAGUACGAUGUUAUCGUCACCUCUUAUGAUGUUGUUAGAAAUGAUUGUGAGUAUAUGACACAAAAGAAUUAUAAUUACUGUGUUCUAGAUGAGGGUCAUAUAAUCAGGAAUGCACAUACGAGACUAACUAUUUCUGUGAAGAAGGUGAAAUCUGAACAUCGAUUAAUUUUAACCGGUACUCCAAUUCAGAACAAUGUUUUGGAAUUGUGGUCGUUGUUUGAUUUCCUCAUGCCCGGCUUUUUGGGCACAGAAAAGGCAUUUAAUGAUAAAUUUGUUAAACCGAUUUCAACAUCCAGAACAAGUAAGGGCAGCAAAGAUCAGGAAGCUGGUGCAUUAGCGUUGGAGACAUUGCACAAACAGGUUCUUCCAUUCAUGCUGAGGAGACUCAAGGAGGAUGUUUUAUCAGAUCUUCCUCCUAAGAUUAUCCAGGACUAUUAUUGUGAGCUUUCAAGCUUGCAAAAGCAAUUGUAUCAUGAUUUUAUUUCAAAGCAGAAAGGAUCUGUCAAGAAGGAUAUAUCGACUUCAAACCAAGGUGGAAAGAAACACAUUUUCCAGGUUCUUCAGUAUAUGAGAAAGUUGUGUAACUCUCCCGCCUUAGUGGUCACUCCAAAUCAUCCGCAGUAUAAUGAUGUGAAGUCGUAUUUGGGUAAAUAUAACAUGGAUCUUAGGGAUAUUCAUUACGCACCAAAAUUGAUGGCAUUGAAGAAUUUGUUGAAGGAGUGUGGAAUCGGUCUAAGUGGAAACUCUUCAUCCAAAAAUCAGGCUCAUGAUGUCUUACAGGAUAACGUUAUUUCACAGCAUCGUGCCCUCAUUUUCUGUCAAAUGCGUGACAUGCUGGAUAUCGUUGAAAACGACUUGUUGAAGAAGCAUAUGCCGGAUGUAACUUAUUUAAGAAUGGAUGGAUCUACGGAUCCUCGAUACAGACAGCAGAUAGUGUCGAAGUUUAACGGUGAUCCAUCUAUCGAUGUCUUAUUGCUUACGACUAAGGUCGGUGGAUUGGGAUUGAAUUUGACUGGAGCUGAUACGGUUAUAUUUGUGGAGCAUGACUGGAACCCAAUGAAUGAUUUACAGGCAAUGGACAGGGCACACAGAAUUGGACAGAAAAAGGUCGUGAAUGUAUACCGAUUGAUUACAAAGGGAACGUUGGAGGAGAAAAUUAUGGGACUUCAGAAGUUCAAGCUUAACAUUGCCAAUACCGUUGUUAACCAGCAGAAUGCUGGUCUUUCAUCUAUGAAUUCGAACCAAUUGCUUGAUUUGUUUGGAGAGGAUGCCGAAAAGGCUACAAAAGGUGAUAAAAGUGAUCAAGAAGAAGCUGAAGAAGGUGAAGAGCCUGAUGACACCCAAGAAACUUCAAAUAAGGGACCAGAUGAUAGGAACGUUCCAAACGAAGUUGGACUAUCGGGUAAGGCUGGAAAAGCUGUUACGAGCUUAGGAAAAUUGUGGGAUGAAUCCCAAUACGAGGAAGAGUACAAUUUGGAUUCUUUCCUUAAAACGCUUAAAUAA